This is a messenger RNA of Cynara cardunculus var. scolymus (artichoke), 5220 nucleotides long. Its product is annotated as probable phosphoinositide phosphatase SAC9. NCBI's taxonomy places the organism in Eukaryota, Viridiplantae, Streptophyta, Magnoliopsida, Asterales, Asteraceae. The transcript is spliced from 14 exons. The coding region runs from base 269 to 5083 and encodes 1604 amino acids. Gene Ontology annotation, molecular function: phosphatase activity. The record is from RefSeq and is a predicted model, not a curated record.
AUUCAACGCAAGGGGAGGGCGCGAGUUAUUAUCGUUUCGAUCUUUAUCUCUAAUCUCCAUUUCCUUUUGGACUUGCGUUUUUAUCUCUAUUCUCUCAUCCUAAAUCUUCCCUUCAUCUUUUCGGAUUUACAGACUUAAACCGUUGUUUGAUCGCUCCAUGGUAAUUUUCUGCAUCAUGGGUUUUCAUGAAAUCAGAUUGUAGGUUCUGUUCCUCGGAAGCCAUGAACCUUAAUGCUGUCAUAAACACCUAAAGCAGGUUCAUCAUGAGAUGAUGGAAUCACCUGUUGCAGCUGGCGGACCGAGGAAUACGUCCGUGAUUGUUCUUACACUUGAUACCAAUGAGGUAUAUGUUGUGGUUAGCUUGUCUUCUAGGACCGACACUCAGGUCAUUUAUAUUGAUCCCACAACUGGAUCUCUUCAACAUAACCGGAAGCUGGGUUAUGAUGUUUUCAACUCCCAAGAUGAAGCGCUAAACCACAUCACAGAUGCCUCAAACUUGAUUUGCAAGAGUACAACUUAUGCCAAAGCUAUAUUGGGUUAUGCAGUACUUGGGAGCUUUGCCUUGCUCCUUGUUGCGACAAGGUUGACUGCUAGCAUUCCGUAUUUGCCAGGUGGCGGGUGUGUGUACACCAUUAGUGAGAGCAAAUGGAUCAAAAUUUUACUUCAAAAUCCUCAACCUCAGGGGAAAGGAGAGGUAAAGAAUAUUCAAGAACUGACAGAAUUCGAGAUUGAUGGAAAACACUACUUUUGUGAAACAAGAGACAUCACCCGCCCAUUUCCUAGUCGUAUUUCCCAACAAAGUCCUGAUGAUGAAUUUGUUUGGAAUGGAUGGUUCUCGACCGCUUUCAGAAGAAUUGGGCUGGAGCAGCACUGUGUCAUUUUGCUGCAGGGAUUUGUAGAAUAUCGAACUUUUGGAAGCUUAGGCCAGCAAGAAGGAAUUGUUGCUCUUAUAGCUCGUCGUAGUAGGCUGCAUCCUGGAACUCGAUACUUAGCAAGAGGCAUAAACUCUUGUUACAGCACAGGAAACGAAAUUGAGUGUGAGCAGCUUGUAUGGGUUCCAAAAAGAGCUGGUCAAAGUGUGCCUUUCAACACAUACAUAUGGAGACGAGGCACUAUUCCUAUUUGGUGGGGUGCAGACCUGAAGAUGACUGCUGCAGAAGCAGUAAUUUAUGUUUCAGAUCAUGAUCCAUAUAAAGGAAGUGCACGGUAUUACCAGAGAUUAAGCACGAGAUAUGAUGCGCGGGAUUUGGGGGUAGUUGGUACAAAUCAAAAUAAGGGUGGUUUUGUUCCUAUUGUGUGUGUCAAUUUGCUUAGGAAUGGAGAAGGGAAAUCAGAAUCCAUUUUGGUUCAACAUUUUGAGGAAUCAUUGAAUCAUAUCCGGUCAACCAGAAAACUUCCUAGCACCCGACUUCAUUUGAUAAAUUAUGAUUGGCAUACCAGUAUUCGAUUGAAGGGUGAACAGCAAACCAUUGAAGGACUUUGGUACCAUCUGAAAGGACCCACAAUAUCCAUAGGCAUUUCUGAAGGUGAUUAUCUACCUUCUCGUCAGCAUAUGAAUAAUUUUCAAGGUGAAAUUAUUUAUAAUGACGACCUCAUCGGUUUCUUCUGCUUACGAGUACAUCAGAAUGGAGUAAUACGUUACAACUGUGCGGAUUCUUUGGAUCGAACAAAUGCUGCUAGUUAUUUUGGUGGCCUCCAAGUUUUCACAGAGCAAUGUAGGCGGCUUGGGAUAUGUCUUGAUAGUGACUUGGUUAUUGGUCGUCAAUCACCUAAUAACCACAGUGGUUCUACCACAUCAUCGUCACCUGGAUGGAAAAAACAAUCCAAUGAUGCAACUGGAACGCCAAAUUAUACUGAUCAGAACACUAGGACCACAAGCGGGAAACAUCCAUGUCCAGAUAAGCCUUGGAAGCAUUUUGACAUGACAUUUGAGGAGUUCAAAAGGUCAACUAUCUUAUCACCAGUAUGUCAAUUAGCCGACCUUUUCCUGAUUUCUGGUGAUAUUCAUGCAACAAUUUACACGGGGUCUAAAGCAAUGCAUAGUCAUAUUCUUAACAUAUUUAGUGACGAAGCAGGGAAGUCCAAACAAUUCUCUGUGGCACAGAAUGUUAAGAUAACCCUGCAGAGAAGAUAUAACAAUGCAGUUGUAGAUAGCUAUCGUCAGAAGCAGUUAGAGAUGUUCCUUGGACUAAGGCUUUUCAAGCAUCUCCCAUCAGUGUCAAUCCGACCUUUGCAUGUGCUUAGUAGACGAUCUGGUUGCCUUCUUAAACCAAUUGCCAGCAUUGAGGAGAGCUCUGGGGAUGGAGACAGUCUUCUUAGUUUUAGGCAAAAAGACAUCAUCUGGGUUUCUCAACAGGCAGCUGAUAUAAUCCAACUCUUUGUGUACCUUCGUGAACCCUGUCAUGUUUGUCAGCUUCUUCUCACAAUUUCACAUGGUGCAGAUGAUUCAACAUAUCCAUCAACACUUGAUGUGCGAACAGGACGUGAUCUAGAUGUGCUUAAACUUGUUUUGGAGGGAGCCUCCAUUCCUCGGUGUGCUAAUGGUACAAACAUGGUGAUACCCAUAUCAGGGCCCAUUAGUGACAAGGAUAUGGCUUUGACAGGAACUGCAGCAAGCCUACCUGCCCACAGAACCAAAUUUCCAUUUUUAUAUGAUUCCAAUGGACUGGAAGGCGAAUUGGACUUUCUCACUCGUGUGGUUGUACUCACAUUCUAUCCUGCUGAGUCAACCUGUUCCCCUGUCACUCUCGGUGAGGUAGAGAUACUUGGAAUUUCUCUUCCAUGGAGAGGCAUGCUUGCUUCUGAAGGACCUGGCAGAAGGUUAUGGGAAAGUGUAAAUAAUAUGAGGGAAGAUGCCAACUCUUUCCCAUCUGAUACGGACAGCAAUCCCACUGUUGUUGCUUUAACGAAUGAUGUGUUGCCACAUGAAAAAUCUGACACAUACACCAGCCCUCAGGUCGACCUCUUAUCGGGUGAGGACAUUGAUUCGGAACCCGUUUCACAACCAAUGACAGAAAUUAGUUUGCAUGAUUCAUCUCUCGACCUGUGUCAUGGUCACAAGGAAGAGGCUGACUCUCAAAGAAUUUCACUACAAGAUAAAAUUCCAAUCAAAAUGGGUGUGGAGCAGUACAUAAGUUGCUUUGAAUUGUUGACCGCCAUGCAUGGGGAUAAUAAAUUAGGGUUCGUAGAAGCAAUGAAACUUGAAAUCGAACGUCUUCGCCUCAAUCUAUCUGCUGCUGAAAGGGAUAGAGCUUUAUCAUCUAUUGGCAUUGAUCCAGCUACUAUAAAUCCCAACACAUUGCUAGAAGAAUCUUAUAUAGGUUCAUUAUGCAAGGCUGCAAAUUCCCUUGCAGUUCUUGGUCAGGCUUUUCUGGAAGACAGGACUACUGGUUUGAUCGGUCUUGGUCCUGUUGAUGAUGAUAUCGAUAUAGAUUUCUGGAAUAUUAAUAGAAUCGGGGAGGAAUGUUGCGGUGACCCAUGCCAAGUUCGUGCAGAAACUUCAACUUUGACCUCUUCUUCGCAGUCAAUAUUUUCGUGCUCUGCAUGUCAGCGCAAGGUUUGUAGAGUUUGUUGUGCCGGUAAAGGUGCUAUUCUUCUUGUUCGAAACCAGACUGGUGGAACGAGUUCUGGUGAUUCCUCUUUAAACCGUUCUGUAACAAUGGAUGGGGUUAUUUGUAAGCUGUGCUGUCAACAUAGUGUUCUGGAUGCAUUGACCUUGGAUUGUAUGAGGGUUUUAAUCAGCCAGCGAAGAAGUACUCAUGCUGAAACUGCUACUUAUGAAGUUUUGAGUCAAGUCGUAGGGAAGAAUUACUUCUCUAGGAAAAAGGAGUCAUCUGAUAAAUAUGCAGCUGCCAAGUCCUUACAGGAGUUGCUCAAUGAAGAGGAAUCAUUAGCUGAAUUCCCAUUUGGAAGCUUUUUGCACUCGGUUGAAUCAGCAUCAGGUUCAGCGCCUCCCUUAUCGUUGCUGGCACCUUUGGAUACUGGAUCGCGACAGUCAUACUGGAAAGCUCCCCCUUGUAUCUCUUCUGUUGAGUUCAUUAUUGUUCUUGGCAAUCUUUCUGAUGUCUCUGGGGUUGUCCUUCUUGUUAGUCCCUGUGGCUAUUCUAUGUCUGAUUCCCCUACCGUGCAAAUAUGGGCAAGCCAAAAAAUACACAAGGAAGAAAGAUCAUGUGUAGGAAAAUGGGAUGUUAGAUCACUCAUCACAUCUUCCCCAGAGCUUUCCGGUCCAGAAAAAUCUGAUAAAACUCUGCGGCACAUCAAAUUUGCCUUCCGAAAUCCUGUCAGGUGUCGCUUGAUUUGGAUAAAACUAAGUAUCCAGAUGGUUGGUUCAAAUUCCGUUAGCUUCGAGAAAGGUUGCAAUCUUUUAUCCUUGGAUGAAGAAGACCUUUCCUCCGGGCUCGGCAGGCGAGCCUCUAUAGCCGGAACAUCAGAAACCGAUCCAUGUCUGCAUGCAAAAAGAAUUCUCGUAGUUGGAAACUCGGUGAAAGCAGAUAUAGCAGACUCGUCAUCGCGAACUUCUGAGCGGGCUAGCAGCUUAAAAAACUGGUUGGAGAAAGCUCCAUUGUUAAACAGAUAUAGGGUCCAAGUUGAGUCUGAGAAGUUGAUUGAAAAUGCUCUAGUCUUGGAACAGUUUGUUUCUCUGGCUUCACCUACGGUGGCAGGGUUUCGCCUCGAUGGUUUUAGUGCUAUAAAACCUCGACUAACCCAUUCGCCUUCUUCAAAUGUAAAUCCAUUGGAUGCAUCAUCGAUCGUUUUUGAUCAUAGAUUCAUAUCUCCACCAGUACUACAUAUUCAAGUAUCUACAUUACAGGGGUCAUCGGAGGAGAUGGUGGUGGUUGCAGAGUACCGGAUACCGGAGGUGAAGGGCGGCACCGCCAUUUACUUUGAUCUUCCUAAAGCAAUCAGCAGUCGGAGAAUAUGGUUCAGGCUGGUGGGAGAUAUUGCAAGGUUUGCGGAUGAUCCAGAAGAAGGUGAAGGAGGACGUCCGUUGGCUGCAGGGCUGUGUUUGUUAAACCGGAUCAAGUUAUAUUAUUACGCCCAACCCAAUGAUCUUGGCAGAUGGGCUAGCCUCUCUGGUAUAUGAUUUCAUCAUGUCUAUAGUCAUUUUUGUUUUUAUUUUUAUUUUUUAACAAUUUAUUUUUUGUAUUUUUAGUUCAGAAUUAUCAAUUUCAUCUUGUUUUCAGGGGUGUUUGCGGUUUUCGAAAAACCCGUUUGAUUUUU